AGAUAGGCUAGGAGUUAAUUGAUUUGGAAAACAUCCCAUUUGAUGAUUCGGUUGCUUUAUUAAUAAGCAUUGAGAUUUGCUUUGGGUGGAUUAGUGUACUUGCGAAUACUUUUAAAGAUGGGGCGAUUUUAGCAUGUGAAGAUGUAUGUAGAUAUACCGCGCUGACAGUGAAUUAUAUAGACAUUUAUACGACUCUUUCCAAAUAUAUAUUUAAAAAAAAAACAGAUUCAAAUUGACUGGUUUGUUCAUUAAAGGUACAUGUACUCUUUACAUGAUUUGCCUGCCAAAAUCAAUUUCCUUCGGGGUAAAAAGCGAUUUUCUCCUACCGUCCCUGUAGUUGAAUUCGAUGUUUUAUUUCAUUUCUAAUUUAAUGGUCACGAUUCAGUUCUACAUGACUGAGUGGCCAGUCUUCCUGGUACAUUUUAGAAGGUACUCUGGAAGUCAGCCUGUGACUCUUUGGGAGAUCGAAUAACCGCCCACAGUGUGGAUUUCAUCAUUUUUUCAAUGUGACGCUAUAAGCAAGAAGAGAGGACACCAUCGGGAAGGAAGUUUGAGGCCUUUUUAAAACGAGCGCCUGGACAAGUAUUUGGCUAUAAUAAGAGGACCAGGAUUUCUGUGGUACCCGUUUAAUCUGCAAAUAUAUUGGCAAGCUCUUUGGGUGGAUCGCUAAAACACCUAUGAAGUGACCCCUUAAGUGCCCAAAGGGCGUCCACUGUAUUAUGUAAUCAACUUAACUUCCCAAAAGCAUCAUUAACUACUUCGUUCGCGACACGCCUUUCAUUGUGCGUUUUGUGAACACCUUUUGAAAAUCUCCAGUCUAUGAAUUGAUUACAACUAUCGCUGAUACACAGGCAAACGCCAUUGUCCAAGCACGCCUUUUCUUCUGCGGAUUCACUGAAAUAGCGUUACCGCACGGGUGUAGAAUUUCUCAUAUACACUGCAGUUGACUACGAAACCUGAGAUGCUCAAAGAUGUGGUGAUUGAAAAGACGUGCUGGUAUCCAAUAAUUACCUGCGACAGGAUGACAAUUUUUCACUGAACUGUACAAUUAACUAACCCGUCAAUGCUGGAGGUAAACGCGCCGUCACCUGCAAAGAUCCGCAACAACGUUAAGGGAGGGGAAGUAAGAAGGGGAUAACGGCACCACGUUGAGAGCUACCCGGAUGUUUAGAGCACCGCCAGAAUGAUUUACGAAAAUCAAUGAUUCCAGUGAGUUUAAUCCACAGAUACAAUUUAACUAAGAUGUGGGGAUAAAAUAUACAGACAGCGUUGAGAGAAGAUAAACUAACAUUGGAAAAUCUACGAAUCCACCGGAUAAUGUGAACUUUUCGCUUUUAAAAAAUCAAUUUAUUCGCUAUUUUAACUGAUAAAUUACCAACAUGGAUUCAGUCAAUGUCUCCCGACGCGGAACGAGAGUGUCACAAAACUGCAUGUUUAUCGUUGUGUACUGUCUUCUGGGGGUCCAGUUACUUCUGACCAUGCUGUACUUAUCUCGCCCAUCGGAAGUACAGCUACAGAAGAACCCACCUUGUAUCUGCAAGAACAUCAACUCGCGAGUUGGUUUCGAUUACGAGGACAACCAGAGUGUGUUGAAAGCCAGGAAAAAGUUGGAGGAAGACUGCCAAGAACAUCCCAAUACUUUAGUGGGCCGCAUACAUGUAGACGUGAACGUGACAGCAGACCUCAACGAACAGAAGAAAGCCAUGCCAGACGUGGACUGGGGGGAGUGGAAACCUUCUAACUGUAAACCCAGGCACAAAGUGGCAAUUAUCAUCCCGUAUCGUGACCGUUUGCCACAUCUUAAAGUACAGCUGAGGUACCUCCACCCGUUAUUACAGAGACAACAGGUGCACUAUAGGAUAUUUGUGGCAGAACAGGCAGGAGUAGGCACUUGGAACAAGGGACGCGUUAUGAACGCAGGGUAUAUUGAAGCCGCCAAGUUGUUCGACUUCCAGUGCGUCAUCUUCCAUGACGUGGAUCUAGUGCCGGAGGACGAUCGCAACACGUACAAAUGUUUUUCUUUACCAGUUCACAUGUCGUCGGCGCCAAGCCAGGAUAAUUACAGAACGCGGUACACUAUUCUGGUGGGUGGAGUUAUGAAUUUUCCUCGUGAGGAUUUCCUGAAGCUGAACGGUUACUCGAACGAGUUCUGGGGGUGGGGCGGAGAGGACGACGACAUGGCAUACAGGAUGAAAGCUUCAGCCAUGGAUUUUGAGCGAGUUCCACCGGAGAUAGGUCGUUACACGUCCUUAAUACACGGGGACAGGGAUAAAAAUCCUAGAAGAAUGGCACUUCUGCAAGGCUCAAAGAAACGCCAGGCAAAAGAUGGCGUCUCAUCCUUGCCCUACAGACUUCUGUCCUCAUCCAAUGAAAAGUUAUACACACAUCUCUUAGUCGCCGUGUAAACAAGGGUAUAUAACGAUAAACAAUUAAUGAUUGCUUUAUGUGCCAAGGGGCCCUUCGAGGGUCACGUGCGCUCCAUGGUGACGCCUCGGUCAAGGUCAAGGUUUAUUCGAAGGACGGCAGAUACAUUUUGAUGUCAGUGCUGGAAUGGUUUUAAGGGCAUAACCUCCUGUAAUAGGCCUGCUUUAACAACGAUCAGAAUGAUGUCUCAUCCAAUAUUUUAACAUCGGUAUAUAUUUAUCAGAAUCCACCUCUUCCAAACUGAGAAUGGUUCCUGUUAUGCGUGAUACCAAAUAAUGGUGAAUUCACCACUAUAGUCAUUCUGAUGUUCAUUUUGUAUAUUUUUUAAAACUAAACAUUUGUCGCCAAUGGAAAUAUAUCUGUCUAAGCCUAUCUGCGGUCCCAGGUUUUAACGAUAUAAAGAAGGUUGGUUUUUAUGUAUAGUAAGGGGACGUUGAAAAGAUACAUGGCAGCGCAUUGUUCCUAAUUAACGGAAUAUAUAUAGGCCUACCAAUAAACUAUGAAAUCUUCUGUAUAACCAUA
This is a messenger RNA of Lingula anatina, 2946 nucleotides long. RefSeq names its product beta-1,4-N-acetylgalactosaminyltransferase bre-4. Lineage: Eukaryota; Metazoa; Brachiopoda; Lingulata; Lingulida; Lingulidae. Gene Ontology annotation, molecular function: galactosyltransferase activity; N-acetyl-beta-glucosaminyl-derivative 4-beta-N-acetylgalactosaminyltransferase activity. Gene Ontology annotation, biological process: carbohydrate metabolic process; glycosphingolipid biosynthetic process. Gene Ontology annotation, cellular component: Golgi apparatus. The record is from RefSeq and is a predicted model, not a curated record.